This is a messenger RNA of Drosophila rhopaloa, 1679 nucleotides long. RefSeq names its product F-box/WD repeat-containing protein 4. Gene Ontology annotation, cellular component: SCF ubiquitin ligase complex. Gene Ontology annotation, molecular function: protein binding. The record is from RefSeq and is a predicted model, not a curated record. Bases 224 to 1447 code for a protein of 407 amino acids. Gene Ontology annotation, biological process: SCF-dependent proteasomal ubiquitin-dependent protein catabolic process. The transcript is spliced from 3 exons. Lineage: Eukaryota; Metazoa; Arthropoda; Insecta; Diptera; Drosophilidae.
UGUACAUUUAUCAGGCUUAAUAAACAUUAAUAUUUGCCUCUUAACUAUUUUGAAAUUUAACGGUAACGUUUAAGUGUUGGAAAAUCUCCUUUAAAAAUUAAAACAAAAAUAGAGAAUUAUCGGUACUCUGUGGAAAUCGACGAGCUUCCAUUCCCAAUGGAGAUUUUGAUUUGACUAAGAAUGCUUAUCUCAAAACCUUAAAUUAUUAAGUGUUCAGCAAAAGAUGCACAAAUCGGAUUUAAGGCUGACAGAUCUCACAGUCGACUGUCUGCUGCACAUUUUUGCCUACUGCUCGGAGGGGGAACUGCUGUGCCUGGCCCUGGCGAGUCGAUUUCUGGAAAACGUAAUAGACAAUUACAUUUACUACCCUCAGUCCAUUGACUUGCUGCUCUGUGGCCACCGGAAUAGACCGAGAAUCGAGCAGAGAAAUCGAACCCGCCUGAGCAACUAUGAUCGAAUUCAGGUCUCGAAGAACUGGACUAGUGGAACCUACUUCGAACGUCCAUACUUCCACCAUGCCCAAAUGUUCCCCACGAAACUGUGCCUGGAGGCGGACGCCCUGUAUAUUACCCAUGCGGGCUACCUGCGCAAGUACCGGCGCUCCAGCUGCGAUGCACUGCUUCGUCGAUACGAGAAAGAGAUCAGUACGACCACCCACAGCGACAUCUCCGAUUUCGUCAAGAAAAAGGAUACCAUAUUCGCGGGACGAGUGUGCGGAUCGUGCUUCCAUUACGAUGCGGAUGGCAUCACAGAACAAAGGAUGCAUGCGGUCAACGAGUAUCUGUUCUGCGUGGAUUUUGUCAAUGAUCUGUACGCCACCAGCACCGAUAACUGCUGCAAACUGUGGCAGCGAUCACAGGAGUUCGGACUGUCGCACUUCGACAUGGUGAUGAAGCUGCCGAAUGCGUUUAAGGCCUUGGAACUAAGUUCAGAUGGCCAGUGGCUAUAUGGGGGUCUCUACACGGACAAGAAUCGCAGGGCCCUGAGGGCCGUCCACGUGGAAAGUGGCGAGGAAUUGGUUUUCAACUCUAACACAAUGUCCAUUUACGACCUAAAAAUUAAAGAUGACAAUGUUAUUUUUACGGCCAACUACGAUACGACGUUUCGGAUGUUUGAUAAACGCAUCGAUCGGGAUGUAGCUAUCUGGGAGGACCCGUUCGACUGUUCCUUUUAUUCCCUGGAGUACGACGGACUGUAUGCGGCGCUGGUGGGUACCAACAGACAUGCACGGGUCAACCUCUACGAUAUAAGAAUGCAAAAAUAUGUUCAAUUAUACUUCCCGGGCCGAACGCGGCAACACAAUGGUUUAUCGCCCGUCUACAGCCUUGCCUGCGAUAGCCAAUAUAUGUUUGUGGCCACUGAUCAUAAUCUGCGCAUUUUUGACUUCAAAGCCAGUUGUGGAAUCCGGAGGGACUACAGCAACAUUAAUGUACAAAUAAAGAAAUAAUUAUGAACAUUUGACUGUCAAAAAAGUUAUAAAAUUAAAUAUUGUCUUGGACCAAUAUUCGACGUUUAACGCAACAAAAAGGAGUCAGAGAGCUGAGCCUUUUUGCGAAAAAUAUUGUAUCUAUAUCAUUGCUAAAUUAGUUAAGAGUCAUAAUACUUAUUUAGAUAAUAAUUAUUUAGUACUAGUUAUGGAAUUCAAAUUGCUAAAACGAAAUAUAAAUUACACCAGUUAA